AGAAGCAAUUGGUAUAAUCAGAAGAGAAGAUAACGAAAGUUUGGAUGUUAGAAUAAUAGCUUUUUUUCUGAAAAGUUCUUUGAUACCCAAAUGGGUUCCUAUAUUCGUAUCUAAAAAUAUAUUAAGAUUUACAGGAAAGUACACACUUGACGAAAACCCCUCUUAUGAUAAGCUAGAAAUAGUAGCGAACUCUGGAGAUUUAAUUGAUAUGAAUCAAGAAAAUCUUCCCAUCAGCUCUAUUUCAACAUUUGUAAUGGGAUUUGCAACUGAACCAGUUCAAAGCGACGACGAACUAUUCAAAAGUAUUAAGAUACUUGUUACUGAAUUCAUCAAAGAUAAAAGCUCAGGAAAAAAAUUUCUCAUCAAGUGCAGAUACCUCAAGUCAGAUGAAAGAAUUGACAAAAAACUUGUGAGAGCAAAAAAAAGCUCAAAUUUGAUGAUUACGGGGGAAAUACUUCGAAACCUACACCAUUCAAAAAAGCAGACCAACGAACACAAGAAGAGAUUCAUACCAAGACCAACUCAGAAACUGCGUCAUUAA
Funneliformis caledonium is the source of this 541-nucleotide messenger RNA. The record is from the annotation of a GenBank genome assembly. Lineage: Eukaryota; Fungi; Glomeromycota; Glomeromycetes; Glomerales; Glomeraceae.